Messenger RNA from Etheostoma cragini (Arkansas darter), 6804 nucleotides. RefSeq names its product kinesin family member 1Aa (gene kif1aa). The transcript is spliced from 51 exons. The coding region runs from base 415 to 6072 and encodes 1885 amino acids. The record is from RefSeq and is a predicted model, not a curated record. Gene Ontology annotation, molecular function: microtubule motor activity; ATP binding; microtubule binding. Lineage: Eukaryota; Metazoa; Chordata; Actinopteri; Perciformes; Percidae. Gene Ontology annotation, biological process: microtubule-based movement.
UGUUACCUCCCUCGGCGGUGAUGUCACCGGCUCAGGGGAGCUUGAGCAUCCUUACCAAAGACAGGCAAACAAUAGGGCCAUUUUGACCGCUUCGGAGCGUGAAGAACCAGCCGAACAUCCAAACAACCGAGCGGCCACCUUCCUUUUCUUCCUGGGUCCCAACUGACAAGGCAGAACAGAGGGGGGUGGGUUGGUCGGUAACCUCAGCUCUUCGCGUUUUCAUGGAGAGAAGAGGCUGUUAGCACGGCCGGUGCCAGACCUGGAGGAGACCCGAGGAGGUGGAAGUAGCUUCGGAGACGAGCACGACAAAUACGGUCUCUACACGGGAGAAAACGUUAUUAUCACAGGGGAGACCUGCUGGCCCUACACCUGGGUACUAAAGUAGGCACCCCAAGGUGCUAGGAAGAAAGCACCAUGGCAGGGGCCUCUGUGAAGGUGGCGGUGCGUGUCCGCCCCUUCAAUUCAAGGGAGAUUGGAAAAGAAAGCAAAUGCAUCAUUCAGAUGUCCGGAAACACCACCACCAUCAUCAACCCCAAGCAGGCCAAAGACAACAAGAGCUUCAACUUCGAUUACUCCUACUGGUCUCACACCUCGCCAGAGGACAUCAACUUUGCCUCUCAGCUGCAAGUGUACAAAGACAUUGGAGAGGAAAUGUUGCUGCACGCCUUCGAGGGAUACAACGUCUGCAUCUUUGCUUAUGGUCAGACAGGCGCUGGCAAGUCUUACACCAUGAUGGGGAAACAGGAUGUCAAGGAUCAACAAGGAAUCAUUCCCCUGCUGUGUGAAGAUCUUUUUACCAAAUUUAAUGACAAUGCAGACAACAGCAUGUCCUAUUCUGUGGAGGUAAGCUACAUGGAAAUCUACUGUGAACGUGUGCGGGAUUUACUGAACCCCAAAAAUAAAGGGAACCUGCGUGUCAGAGAACAUCCUCUGAUGGGACCUUAUGUUGAGGACCUGUCCAAACUGGCUGUCACCGCCUACAAUGACAUCCAGGAUCUGAUGGACUCUGGCAACAAGGCCAGGACGGUGGCUGCCACCAACAUGAAUGAGACCAGCAGUCGCUCGCAUGCUGUCUUUAACAUCAUAUUCACCCAGAAACGCUAUGAUGCUGAGACUGAUAACACCUCUGAGAAGGUCAGCAAAAUAAGUUUGGUGGAUUUGGCUGGGAGUGAGAGGGCAGAUUCUACUGGAGCCAAAGGAACUCGGCUUAAGGAAGGAGCAAAUAUCAACAAAUCUCUAACUACACUGGGGAAAGUCAUCUCUGCUUUGGCAGAAGUGGACUCUGGGCCAAAUAAGAAUAAAAAGAAGAAGAAGGUGGAAAGCUUCAUCCCUUACAGAGAUUCAGUUUUGACCUGGCUACUGAGAGAAAAUUUGGGGGGGAAUUCUCGUACUGCGAUGGUAGCUGCCUUAAGUCCAGCUGAUAUCAAUUACGAUGAGACCCUCAGCACACUCAGGUACGCAGAUCGCGCCAAACAGAUUCGCUGUAACGCUGUUAUCAAUGAGGAUCCCAACAACCGAUUGGUGCGAGAGCUGAAGGAGGAGGUGUCUCGUCUGAAAGAUCUCCUCUUCUCCCAGGGCCUGGGUGACAUCAUUGAGACAUAUCGAGCAACUGGUGAUGACAUAGAGGGUUUGAAAUUGACCAAUGCCAUGACGGGGAUGAGUCCCUCUCCGUCUCUCUCAGCCUUGUCCAGCCGUGCCGGAUCGAUCGCCAGUCUUCAUGACCGCAUCAUGUUCAGCCCAGGCAGCGAAGAGGCAAUCGAGAGGCUGAAGGAAACAGAGAAAAUCAUUGCUGAACUCAAUGAGACUUGGGAAGAGAAACUUCGUCGAACAGAAGCCAUUAGAAUGGAAAGAGAGGCCUUGCUGGCAGAAAUGGGUGUAGCAAUGCGAGAAGAUGGUGGGACAGUUGGUGUGUUCUCUCCCAAAAAGACCCCUCAUCUGGUGAAUCUCAACGAGGACCCUCUGAUGUCUGAGUGCUUGCUGUACUACAUUAAAGAUGGAAUCACCAGGGUAGGUCGUGUUGACGCCAGCAGUCGUCAGGAUAUAGUCCUCAGCGGCCACUUCAUCAAGGAUGAGCACUGCACCUUUACCAGUUCUACUGGUCCAAUGGGAGAAACAGUUGUCCUUGAGCCGUGUGAAGGAGCAGAGACUUAUGUUAACGGGAAGCUAGUAACAGAGCCCACUGUCCUAAAAUCAGGAAAUCGCAUCAUUCUGGGGAAGAGCCAUGUGUUCCGGUUCAACCACCCUGUGCAGGCCAGGGCUGAGAGGGAGCGGACUCCAUGUGCAGAGACCCCUGCUGAGCCUGUGGACUGGGCCUUCGCCCAGAGGGAGCUGCUGGACAAACAGGGGAUUGACAUGAAACAGGAAAUGGAACAGAGGCUGCAGGAGUUGGAAGACCAGUAUCGCAAAGAAAGAGAGGAAGCCAACAACCUCCUGGAACAGCAAAGACUGGAUUAUGAGAGCAAGCUGGAGGCUCUCCAGAAGCAAGUGGACAGUUACUACCCAGAAGCCCCUGAUGAAGAGGAAGAACCAGAAGAGGAAGUGCAAUGGACAGAGAGGGAAAGAGAGCUGGCUGUGUGGAGCUUUCGUAAGUGGCGGUGCUACCAGUUCACCUCCCUCCGUGACCUGCUAUGGGGGAAUGCCAUCUUCCUUAAGGAGGCCAAUGCUAUCAGUGUGGAACUCAAGAAGAAGGUCCAGUUCCAGUUUGUUCUACUCACAGACACUCUAUACUCCCCCCUGCCUCCAGACCUGUUGCCCGCAGAGGGAACUAAGGACAAUGAGAAGCGACACUUCCCACGCACCAUUGUAGCCGUGGAGGUACAGGAUCAGAAAAAUGGAGCCACCCACUAUUGGACAUUACAAAAACUAAGACAGAGACUCGAUCUCAUGAGAGAGAUGUAUGAUCGCGCUGCUGAUGUGCCCAACAAUACCACUGAAGACAGUGAAAAUGUAAUGACUGGAGGGGACCCCUUUUAUGACCGCUUCCCUUGGUUCCGUCUGGUUGGAAGAAACCCCAUUUUCAACACAUGCAUGAGCGAGCGCAUGAGUGACCCUACCCCAUCCCCGACCCUCUCCAACUCUGAAAUUACGGAGCUGGCUGACCCACAGCGGGAGGGUCAAGGGGAGGAUGAUGAGUUGGAUGAGUUGGAGAAGUUGGAUGACCUGGACGAUGAUAUCUUUUUGGACGACCCGUGCUCGGAGCUCGGGGGAGAGGAUGAUGAUGAUGAUGAUGAUGAUGAUGAUGGUGAUGAUGAUGAUGAGGGAGAGCUCUGCCGUGGCUCCGGCGAAGGCCAGGAUCCCUUUUACAACCGCUCACCAUUAUUCAGUGUAGUGGGAAGGGCUUUUGUUUAUCUGAGUAACCUGCUGUACCCAGUUCCUCUCGUCCACCGCGUGGCCAUCGUCAGCGAGAAGGGGGAAGUGAAGGGCUUCCUCCGAGUGGCGGUGCAGGCCAUAUCAGGUGCUUUGUGUUUCCCUCCAGCUGAUGAGGAAGCUCCUGACUAUGGCUCAGGAGUAAGGCAGUCAGGCACUGCCAAAAUCUCAUUUGAGGAUCAGCAGUAUGAAAAGUUCCAGUCCGAGUCCUGCUCUGUAGGACUGUCCCGUACAGGGAUUUCACAGGAAGAGCUUCGUAUCGUGGAGGGGGAGGGGCAGAAUUCAGAACUGGGACCCUCAGCUGAUGAGGUCAACAAUAACACAUGUGCGGCUGGUGCAGAUGAGUUGGAGAGUCCGCUGAAGAGUCUGGUGGGCCCGCUUGACACAACUCUGGAGCACCUAAAGAUUGGUAAUGUUUUUACCUUCAGGGUGACUGUCCUUCAAGCCUCCAGCAUCUCUGCAGAAUAUGCUGAUAUCUUUUGCCAGUUUAAUUUCAUUCACCGCCAUGAUGAGGCCUUUUCCACUGAGCCCCUAAAAAACACAGGCCGCGGCCCCCCUCUUGGCUUCUACCAUGUGCAGAAUAUUGCUGUUGAAGUGACUAAAUCCUUCGUUGAAUACAUCAAGACUCAGCCAAUUGUGUUUGAAGUGUUUGGACACUACCAGAAACAGCCUUUUAUUCCACUCUGUAAAGACGUCAUCAGUCCACUACGUCCCUGCAGAAGACAGUUCCCCCGAGUGAUGCCUCUGUCCAAGCCAGUUGACUCUGACGCCUCGCCAGACCGGGAGAAAUCGCUGGACCUGAUCCGAUACCUGGUCCCAGAUGUGUUCAAUGGGACGCUGGUGGACUCGUUGUCAGACCACGCUCUGUCUGCUGCUGGCUUGGCUGCUUCCUUCCUACUGGAAGGAACUGAGCGAGCUCAGCUGACAGCUCCACCCACUUCUGUCUGUUCAGUUAUUAAAGCUCAGAAGCCGGUACCUGCCACUAAGCUGACAGCGAUGACGCGCCCGCAGGCAGGACCCUGUCACUGCAAAUAUGAUCUCAUGGUGUUCUUUGAGAUCUGCGAGCUGGAAGCCACUGGAGACUACAUCCCUGCAGUAGUGGACCACAGAGGAGGAAUGCCUUGUCAUGGCACAUUCCUACUGCACCAGGGCCUCCAGAGGAGAAUCACUGUUACCAUUGUACAUGAGUCAGGAGGUGACAUGGAAUGGAAGGACAUCCGUGAGCUUGUUGUGGGUCGUCUCCGCAACACCCCUGAAGCCGAUGAGACCAUCAUUGACCCCAAUAUUCUCUCUCUCAACAUCCUGUCUGCUGGGUAUGUCAGGCCCAUGCAAGAAGACAGACAGUUUCUUGAUUCGGACAUGCCUAGGACUUUCUACCGCUUUGAGGCCGCUUGGGAUAGCUCCAUGCACAACUCCCUGCUCUUAAACCGAGUCACUCCGUAUGGAGAGAAAAGCUACAUGACCUUAUCAGCCUACUUGGAGAUGGAGAACUGCCUCCAGCCUGCAAUCAUAACCAAAGAUAUCUGCAUGGUGUUUUACUCUCGAGACACAAAGCUCUCAGCCUCCCGCUCUAUUCGAAACCUUUUUGGUACUGGAAGCCUGAGAGCGGCGGAUGGAAACCGUGUAACUGGAGUUUAUGAGGUCAGCCUAUGUAACCUAGCAGAGGCAGGAAGCCCAGGUAUGCAGAGGAGACGCAGGCGGGUGCUGGACACCUCAGUGGCCUACGUCCGUGGGGAGGAGAACCUGGCUGGGUGGAGGCCCCGUAGUGACAGCCUCAUUCUGGACCACCAGUGGGAGCUGGAGAAACUCAGCCUCCUUCAAGAUGUGGAGAAGACCAAACAUUACCUCCUUCUAAGGGAGAAACUGGAGUCUACCCUGCUCAUGGGCCAUGAGUCCCUGCAGACCUGCAUCACUGAGGAGCUGAGUGAGUCUCCUCAACCCCCCGAGGUUGACCCGGAGGUCAGCUCCAGCUCAAAAAUCAUCACUGAGAGGCAGAGGGAGCUCGCUGCUAAGUGUUUGCGGCUGCUCACUCACUCCUUUAACCGAGAAUACAGCCUUGUAUGUGUCAGCGCCAGUGAAAGCAAGAUCUCAGAGAUGUCAGUCACAAUGCUAAGAGACUCUGCUUCGAUCCCUGCUCUCAACACAAUCACACCCUCCUCAACAUGCCCUUCGCUGGUUGAUGGUUGCUAUGGCAAUGCUGAACUCAGAGUCCCUAUGCCUCGCUCUCGUGCCGUCAGCCCUAGUCCUAACACAGAGCAGGACGCAGAGGCUAAGAAGUCCAUCAACGGAGCCUCUGAAACCAAACUACGGACCUGCAAAUUUGUUCCUGAUAUCCAGGAAAUUAGAGUCAGCCCCAUUGUGUCAAAGAAGGGUUACUUACAUUUCUUGGAGCCACAAACCAACGGAUGGGUGAAGCGCUAUGUUGUUGUGCGCCGGCCGUACGUCUACAUCUACAACACAGAGAGAGACGCUGUGGAGCGGGCUAUCCUCAACCUCUCCUCUGCCCAGGUUGAGUACAGUGAGGACCAGCAGGCAAUGCUGAAGACCCCGUACACAUUCGCAGUGUGUACAGAACAUCGUGGAAUAUUGCUUCAAGCCACUAAUGACAAAGAGAUGCACGACUGGCUGUAUGCGUUCAAUCCUCUCCUUGCUGGAACUAUCAGGUCAAAGCUGUCGAGAAGACGAGCCGGACAGAUGAGGAUGUGAAACAAGACUCAGAACAAAUCUCAUGAAAGAAGAAUGAAUGCAGAGACUAAACAUGUACAUAGAUCCUUGUCCUUAUCCCUAACCUUGUGCUGAGCCCUAACCCGCCUCCACAGUCACCAACAACCAUCAAAGCGUCCAUUCCGUGUCGGGCCCUUGCUGCAGUGUGGGUCUUAUAGUCUGAAGAACCUCUUGAAGAAGAUGUCACUGUACAGUACUGGAGUUUAUUCAUAGCUGGAUGAUUGAAGAAAAUGGAGAAAGUAGCAACAGUUUCUUAUCUCAGAACACAUACGUAUAGUAAUGUACUGUAGUUGUUGUCAAUGACACAUCAAGCCUUAUACAUUUACAUCUUUAAAAAAUGCACUGGCAUUUGUUUUAACCUAAAGCUGCCAUGUCAGUGAGGAUUUCAUUGCUAAUUUGUAGUAAAUAGAAAAUCAUGCAGAUUCUCGAGUCUACGGCUAUAUAUACAAUGUCUAACCUGGCUUGCAUACAACGUACAGAUAGAAAAUACACAAUAAAUUUAAAAAAAUGAAAGGUGAGUGUAACUCUUUAGUAUAAUUCUGUUUUCUUUCUUUGUCUAUAAAUGACAUCUGCCUCCUCUUCUUAAAACUUCUUUGAAACCUUAACACACAGCCUGGGAAACAAGCGGCAUAAUGGAUCAUGUUCUUUCAGCAUGUUGAUCAAUCCAUGUUGUUUAGCUACUUGUAGGAGCAUCAAGGGUAUUUACAUUCACAU